AUACAUCACGGAAACGAUGCGAAAGAAGGUCACUUCAACUGCAUGGUUUCAAGACGGAAGCAGUGGUAUAUCAUUGAUGAUAACCUUGUGGAGGCAAGACAGAUGCGUGAGACAGAGUUGUAUAGUGACGUGUAUAUGUUGUUCUACAGCAAAGCAGGUGCCGUUUUUAACUCUCGAGUAAUAAAGAGAACGAUCGACCCGGAGUCUUAGGGCUCCACAGAGUUUCGCACUCAUAAUAGUCUGCUGCAAGGAAGAUUGAUAACAGCACAUGUAUUCAAAAGCUUUUAUAGUGUGCCCUAUACGCAUAAAAAACUGACAGAACUACGGAUGGUUAAAGACAAAAUGAAGCAAAACUACAUAAUGAGUGCGAAGCCCUUGGAUUCGUGAGGCUCCGUAUAUAUGUACUUAUUGGCACCUAUAUUACUCAUACUAGUAGACUAUAGCAUGCAGCUAUCUGCUGUGACUUCCGUGGCUGGUCAGCUCUAGAGUUCUCCUGUUUAUAGUUGCAUAAAGCGUGCAAUCACGUGAAACAUCUGAUUUCUUUAAUGGAAACUAGAUUAUUUUUUUCUUCAUUUUUCAUGCUUAUAGAUUGUUCAGACGUGGAAGAAAUAAUUAUAGAUGAAUUAUGUAUGUCAAGUGAAGGUAACAUUGUCAUUGUUAUAUACUUACUGUACUAGACUUGCACUACCAAACUAAGAAGAUGGGGCACAAAAAUUCGCUACCUGUAUAUAUACGUUUAUGCACGAUAACAAGGCUCGCAUGGACCCGUAUUUCGUAGCAAGAUAUGCAGUUUUUGAAGCAGCAUUGGCUAGCUGUUGAACGGCGAAAGAUGUUUGUCUGGUGUUUGAAUCGAAUAACCUUUUUACUGUCUAACAUCCCUUAUAGACGAAGAUGAUUAUGUUAAUGAUGAUAGACAGGAAACAAAAUUAUCCAAUGACGUCUAUUCAUGCACGUUGGGAGAAGAGGUUUGGUAUUUACUUAUUAUAUAGUUUGAAUUGCUUAUAAUUUUAUAUACAAUUUUUUAAACAUGACCAUGUAGUAAUGUACAACUUAUAUCAUUCUAUCAAUUAAGGUAAAGACUUAUUGGGAACUUGGAUCGGGAUUGCAGCUAAACCACGUAAUUUCACGCAUCGACGGAAUUUCAUUGACGAAUUAUGACAUAAAGCUGCUUGACCAAACACCUACUGAGCAGGAGAGAAUACUACUACAACGAUUCGCGGCCCAGAAUGGAAAAACCUACAACGAAGGUUGGCUUAACGAUAAGGACCUUCAUGCAAACGUUCGUGGAAAUAUAUGUAAUAUAUUUAAUAUUAUUCAUUUAAUAAUUAUUAAAGACGACGAUGCAUGAUGAUCCGGACUUACGGAUUGAUAGCUUUGCCAAAAAAGAACCUUGCAUGGAGUGUUUGACUUGUCUCAACGAUGAAUAUUCUUUGAUGGUUUAAACGCUGUUUCUCUAACAUUAUAUAAAACGACCACAAUUUCAUGAGGGUUUGUACAUGCCUGGAUGGAGUAUAGUUGUUUUGUGAUAAAAUACUUUUGGAUCAGUUCAGUGACAGAAGAAUGCCAUCCUUUUGAUUAACGAACAACUUAUCUCGAUUUACUCCGUGUAUUAAUAUGGAAAGGCCCUCAGUGGUCCUCAAUAGAACAGUUUAGGUAGAGUUCUAUUAUUAUCUACAAAUCUAGAAUUAAUAAAUUAAAUUAGCUUGUUCGUGGUUGGCCUUCAUAUACAGUAACAUGUAGAUCUUUUGUUCAACAUAAUAGAUAAUAAACAGCUUUCUGGCUGAUAUAAAAAGGAGAUCGCAAAUACUGGUAAGUUAGCCUAAAUGGCUUGUUAUCCGCUAAUAUAAUCAAAUUAAACUGAUAGCAAUUAUGUAAAAUAGACAAUUACAAUAUAUCAAUAAUAUUUAACGUUAUUUUGAAUAUUAUAUGUUAGGGAAAAAUUCAAGUAGAGGUCAUGGGUAGUUUCAUGUACACUAAAAUGUGUCAAUAUGGCAUCCAUUCCAUAAUCAAAUGGCUUCAGUUGAAGGUAAAAUAUGGCCAACAAUUAAGGUGGAUUUUCAAAACUUUCUACGACUAAAUGUAUUACAGUAAAUUCCAAGAGGUGUACAACAAUCUCGUUUUUGUGUCUGUUUUCUCCUUUUCAUUAGGUACCUUUCUUUGAGACCGACCUGUGUUUUAUACCAAUUAACCGCGAGAAUAACCAUUGGUGUCUUGGUGUAAGAUUUUUAUUUAACGACUUCAAUUUCAAAUCAUCUCAUUAAGUCUGUUUGUAUGGAUGAGCUUACUUAACAUCAAUAAACUAUUUUUCAUAUGCGUUCUCACAGGUUGUGGACUUCAGGACAUGGACCAUAAUAUUUUAUGACCCAUUGUUGGAGAACGACUCAAACUUCCACAACAAAAUAAGGUACAUAAAACAUUUUCCAACAAAUUGAUGAAAUGUUUUUAAACGAUUGUUGUGAUGACACACCGACUAAAUGUUAUCAGUGGAGCGGAAAACAAAAACCCGAACCAGCAAUAUACAGUAUAAUUUUGUUUUUAUUAGUUCGAACGCUACUGUAGUUUUCCCACAGAAGAAAAAUUAAUUUAGAAAUUGCGUGUGUUAGGUUGUUCGCAAGUUUUUCCCCCUCAAUUCUUACAUAAGGAUUUUCUUAGCAUUUAAUAUCCCUAUUAUUCUACAUAAUGGCAUACAGGUAUGUAUAGUAUCAAGCAAUAUACCUUAAUAAAAACUCCAAAAAAAACCUCGCAAACUCCUAUACCGUAAUCAAAGGCCUGCUAUAUAUGUAUAUAAUAUCAUGUUCUUCAACUUAAAGAUACCUUACGCAUUACCCAAAAUGUUUCAUACAAUUAAAUUUUAUUGUAGAUUACUGAUGGCAUUUUUCCUAUCAGAAGCAAGAGGGUUUGAUUUUGAAGGAAUAAAGAAAUUCAAGAAUUUAACUCUACAUGAACCACAGCAACUUGAUUCAAGCUCAUGUGGUGUUUUUGUAUGCAUGGUACAGUAUAAUUAUACUUCAUAAUAAUAAUUACCAGGAGCUUAUGUUUUCAUCCGUGUUUGUGUGUGUGUGUCUCAGUCACCACAAUAAAUUACAAAAAAUAUCACACAUAUUGAUACAAAAAUGUUUGGGAAUUUGCCCCAGGACAAAUUGAUUAAAUUUUGGUUAAAUUUGGAUGAAAUGUGGAUGAGAAAUUAGCAAAUGUUUGUCUUGAGUGCCCUCUACUUAUUAUUAUCACUAGUUAUAAUUAUUAUUAAUGCAAGUUUUAAAAUUUAAUUGGAAUAUUAUAUGAUAGUUUGAGGUAGAUCAUUUAUCCAUUACUGUACUCUGCAUAAAUUAUGUUUGAAUGAUUAUUUGGUAUAGGCUGCCGAUUUUAUGAUGAAAGGGUUGCCAAUAAACUUUACUCAGGUAUUAAUGAUGUCAUAUAUUUAUAACAUGUUGGAGUAUUAUUUAGGGUCACUGACAGUUCUUUGGUUUGAGUGUUAUGCAUGCACUGCACUUACUUUUGGUGCCUGACUUGCACCAAUAUAUCAACUAUAGACUCGACUUGACUUUGUAAUAUGUUUAUAAAACUAGGAAUACCCACCAAAGUUAAGUUGAGUCACCAUGCCUGCUGUUUUUCACAUUUAGUUUGAAAUAUAGAAUUUAAAGGUGGUAAACUUUGCACUAUCAAACAAUUUUGCAGUACAUAUUCUUUAUUUACUUAGUAUCAUAUAAUGAUGAUUAAUUGUGUGUUUUAAUUGCACGGCAGGAUGAAAUACCGAUUUUAAGAAAAUACAUGGCCAUGCAACUUGCAAAUACUCAAAAAAUUAUUGAAUUACCAAAAAGGUUAGUCACAUCACUCUACCUUCUGCAAGGAAUAUAAUUGCCAGAUCAUGCAUUCUGUCGAUUAUAUCAUAACAGACCUACAAGUAUGACUGGCAAUUAUAAUUCCUUAUGCAGUCUACAAUUCAUUCAUCAAAAAUGAUUUAUUUAGAUUCUUUCAAGUCUUAUACACAAAUGUAUUUUAUAAUUUAAUGAGCACCAAUUAAAAAAUAGCCAGAUUGCAGGGAAGUUAAUUAAUGAUCUGAUUUACUUACAUUGCUGAAAUCAAACCAUGUAAUUAUUGUAGCCAUCACAUGUAAUAAUUAAAUAGUUUAGUAAUGGCCUCAUCAAUAAUAGGAAAAAAUCCCCUAAAGUGAAAGUCACAAACAUGACAACGUGGAUACAUAAUAUUAUGUAUGUAUGUAUACGUACAGUAUGUAUGCAGACGUUCAUAAUAUUAUGUAUAUAUUAUGUAUGUAUGCAGACGUUCUCUUUCAGGUCUAUUUAAUUAAAUGCUGAAAUUUAUGGAUAUAUGAGAUAAUUUCAAUUGAUAUUGGGAUGUAUUAUAAUCAGUUGAUUGGUUGUACUUACAGCCUUGCAAAGAAAAAAUGCAGUAAACAUGACCAUGACUACUAUACACUCGAAACAUCAAACGUUGGACACAUCCAAUCACUUCCAGAUGAAAUCCUAGAGAUGAUUCUGAAAGAAGUUCUAAAAGAAGGAGAUAAAGAAUACUGCACACUUAGUUUAGUUUGUAAGCAAUUUAAAGAUAUAGUAACAAGACCAUAUUUUCAACAAGAUGUGCACUAUACAUGGCUAAAUAGUGUGCAUGAUUGGACAAAUUCAAUGGACAAAGAGUUUAAACAAGAAUGUUUUAAGAUGUUUGAUAUUAAAAGGUGCUUUACAUGUAACACCAUGUAUAAAGAAAUGCUUGGCUUCAUUGGAAAGGGAAAAUUUGGUGAAUGCCACAAAUAUUAUGCUGAUCUUGAUUUUCCAGGAUACUGCUGUAAGGCGUGCUUCCCAGAAUAG
Messenger RNA from Paramuricea clavata, 4823 nucleotides. The record is from the annotation of a GenBank genome assembly. NCBI's taxonomy places the organism in Eukaryota, Metazoa, Cnidaria, Anthozoa, Malacalcyonacea, Plexauridae.